Coturnix japonica (Japanese quail) is the source of this 7180-nucleotide messenger RNA. Lineage: Eukaryota; Metazoa; Chordata; Aves; Galliformes; Phasianidae. The record is from RefSeq and is a predicted model, not a curated record.
AACUUGAUGGAGCUCGCAGAUCUGACGUGCUUUGAGGUGUGAUUUCGCAGAGGCCUUUCGGUAUGGCUUCACUCCUGGGCUGGCUUUCAGCUUAGCGUUGCCUCUGUGUGUUUUGGGAUAUAUAAAUGGAGUCGUUGUAGACGAGCUGUGGUACUGUUGGGCCUCUGGAAUGAUGCUUUGUGCUUGGCCUGAGUUGUUGUAGAGCAUCGUUUGGAAACAUUGGAGUGUUCAGUGCUAUGGAGUGGGGGGUUGUGACCAUCCUGUUCUACAGGAAACACAGCCUGACAUCAAUAAGAAGGAAACACGUUGGGUGCCAAAACUCAGAUUUGGUGAAUGCCAGCAAUGGCACAAGAGUGGCAAAGUUCCUGUUUUCUAAGCAAGGUUGAGUUCUAGCUGCUGCCUGGCUGAUGUGUGAAGGUUUGGUGUGUUGGAGGAGCUAAAGAAAGCUCUGUAGUAGCGUGGAGAUAAAGCAGAGCAACACUACACAACGACAGUAUUGUGUUGAACCUUUUGUAAAGCCGUGCUGCAGUAGCUUUGUGACCCCACGUGUAUUUUGGUAUUAAUGAGUGGAGGGUGAAGAGGUGCUGUGUGUGCUCUGGGGGUUGUUUUGGUGAUGCCUGGUAAUGUGUCAAGCAAUCUGUCAACCCUAAAAGGUACAGCUGAAUAGUGAAUGGGGUCCAGAAGCCACAAGGAUGCUCCAGAGGAUGGAGCACAUCUAUGGAGAGAGGCUGAGAGCUUGGGGUGUUCAGCCUGGAGAAGAGAAAGCUCGUUGUGGCCUUCAAGUAUCUAAAGGGAGCACAUAAACAGUGGGUAAAGCAACUGAUGUGUGUGAUAGGAUAAGAAGGAAUGGCUUUAAAUUACAAGAGGGGAGACUUAGGUUAAAUGAUAGGAGGAAAUUGUUUAGCCAGAGGCAUCUCAAUGCUGGCACUGUUGCCCUGAGAAAUGUGGGUGCCCCAGGCCAUGGAUGGAGCCCUGGGCAGCUUGAGCUGGUGGGGUACCCAGCUUAUGGGCGGCUGUGAGGUCCUUUCUGACCCAACCCAGCUUAUGGGGGGCUGUGAGGUCCCUUCUGACCCAACCCAGCUUAUGGGGGGCUGUGAGGUCCCUUCUGACCCAACCCAGCUUAUGGGGGGCUGUGAGGUCCCUUCUGACCCAACCAGGAGGUGAUUCCAUGUGCCAUAAGCUCAGAUCUCUGCCACUGGUUGCUGGAGUUUGUCUUAACGUUGAUCUGAUGGGAGAAAAAUCACAUUGAACUUAGUGAAACAUUUAUUUCUUGUUAGUGCACUUAGUGAUUAAAAAGUGAUGUAAGAACCUGUUUGUACCCAAGGAAUAGCUUUGCCUGGGCUGUCAGUGCUAUAAAUUCACACAAGGCAAAGCACUGUGUUUAUCUUCUUCAGAGCUCGUCUCUGGAGCCCUACAUUCGCUGUGGUCACAGCAGUUUUCUUUCUCCUCCUGGCACAGGUGGUUCUGCUCCACUCCUCCACUCAGGGAGCUGCCAAAGUCCCUUUUCAAGCACAUUCCUUUGACGCUGCCCCUUCCUUCUCAUUUACUCUCUUUCAUUAGCCCUUCCCUUAUUCCAAGGUUCAUCAGAAGUCUUUAUUCUUUCUUUGGGAGCCAUGGAUGCUCUGCUUCUGUCCUUCCAAGCUCCUGUUGGUUAUAAGCUGUCAGUACCAGGCUGGAUUUCUGUUUGGUUCUGAGGUUGCCCUGGUGCAUCCCCCAUGUUUGUGAGGAUUGCUUAGCACCUCACAGCCCUCUCCAGUAACAUGACUGAAUAGCCAAGAGCUUAUUGUGCUCUCUGGAAGAAGCACAGAACCUUAAGGGUUGAAGGGGACUUCUAAAGCUCUUCCCAAGCUGCCUUUCCUCAUCGAUUGAAUCUCUUUUACUUGGCCAAUGAUGUCAUACAGAACUGCAAGAGAAAAAACGCCAUCGUAUUCCGUGACACGUUUGCAGAAGUGCUUCCUGAAGCGGCUUCUUUAGUGAAGGAUCCGUCGGUUUCCAAAUCUAUAGAAAGAAUCUUCAAAAUCUGGGAGGACAGAAAUGUGUACCCUGAGGAGACCAUUUUGGCAUUGAAAGAAGCUCUGAGUACCACUUUCAAAACUCAGAAGCAGCUGAAAGAAACUCUGAACAAACAACCGAAUAAGCCGUGGAAGAAAUCUCAAACAUCCACAAACCCCAAAGCCGCUUUGAAGUCCAAGAUCGUUGCUGAAUUCAGACCACAGUCUCUCAUUGAUGAACUGCUAUUAUAUAAGCGCUCGGAAGACCAGAUAGAACUGAAGGAGAAGCAGCUUUCCACCAUGAGAGUGGAUGUAUGCAGCACUGAAACACUUAAAUGCUUAAAAGACAAAACAGGUGGAAAGAAGUUCUCCAAGGAGUUUGAAGAAGCAAGCUCAAAGCUGGAAGAGUUUGUGAAUGGCUUAGACAAGCAAGUGAAAAAUGGCCCCUCUCUAACUGAAGCCCUGGAGAAUGCUGGGAUAUUUUAUGAAGCACAGUAUAAGGAAGUCAAGGUGGUAGCAAAUGCUUAUAAAACAUUUGCUAAUAGAGUGAGCAAUCUGAAGAAAAAGCUGGAUCAACUGAAAGCAACACUUCCUGAUCCGGAGGAGUCUCCUGUCCCUUCUCCAAGUAUGGAUGCCCCAUCUCCAACAGGCUCUGAGUCCCCCUUCCAGGGAAUGGGGGAAGAGGAUAACUCUCAUUCUCCAGCAGUUGGAAGCCGUAAGCCAGGAUCUCCGGAGCCCGUGACAGAUAAUCGGGAUGUGGAGGACAUGGAGCUGUCUGAUGUAGAGGAUGAUACGUCUAAAAUUAUUGUGGAAGAAAGGAAGGAAAAGCAAGCUGCUCCAACUUCAGCACCUGUGAAGACUGAAAAUACCCCCAAAGUGGUGCCAUGUACCACUGCCACAGCCACAACCUCAGUGACAGUGACAGCACCUGCCCCAGCUCCUCCAGCUCCGAAGCCAGUGAGCUCAGCUCCCAUCUCUUCAUCACCAGCUCUUGCUUUGCCCAACCUCGCCAAUGUUGACCUGGCAAAGAUCAGCUCCAUUCUUAGCAGUUUAACUUCUGUAAUGAAAAACACAGGUGUCAGUCCUGCAUCAAGACCUUCUCCAGGAACCCCAACAAGCCCCACAACUCUUACUAGUGGCCUGAAAACUCCUGCUAUGGGGACUCCAUCUGCUCCUUCCAAUCCUCUUGCAAAUAUUCUCUCCAAAGUGGAAAUAACUCCUGAAAGCAUCCUGUCUGCUCUCUCCAAAACCCAGACUCAGACUGCACCAGCUCUGCAAGGUUUGUCGUCUUUGCUUCAGAGUGUUGCUGGAAAUACCAUUCAGUCAAGUGAAACUGCAUCACAGAGCACUACGGCAUCACCAGCCAACACAACCGUUCCUUGCUUGAAGGGAAGAAAUAUUCCUUCCAACACUCAGUCUUUUAUAUCCAAAACUUUUGGUUACUCUCCAAAUUCAUCAACCGCUGAGGUUUCCUCAACUUCAGUUAAUAAGGCUCCUGUUGGACAUACUGCAGGGCUCUCAAGUUCUAGUUUUAAGCCACCAACCAAUUCCCUGGGAUUUUCCAGCUCCCACCCUCCCAGUUCUUCUUCCCUUUUAACAACAGACACUUCAAUGAGUCAAUCCUCUGAAAUUUCAAAGGCAAAGCUGGAAUCAGAGCCCCCUUCUCCAAGCCUGGAGAUGAAGAUACACAAUUUCUUGAAGGGAAAUCCUGGCUUCAGUGGUCUAAACUUGAAUAUUCCAAUUUUAAGCAGCUUAGGGUCCAACAUCGCACCAGAAAGUCACUCCUCUGACUUUCAACGUGGUCCUACCAGCACUUCCAUGGACAACGUGGACGGAACACCAGUCCGCGACGAGCGAAGUGGGACACCCACCCAGGACGAGAUGAUGGACAAGCCGACCUCUAGUAACGUUGACACUAUUUCCUUGCUCUCUAAAAUCAUGAGCCCUGGUUCUUCUACUCCCAGCAGCACGAGGUCACCUCUUCAGAGCAGAGAUGAUGGAUAUCCCCAAGAACUUUCCAAUUCUGUUCAUACCUACCGGCCCUUCAGCCUGGGCAGAGAUUCUCCAGCCGGAAUGUACAAGCAGUCUGCAGACAGCAUGGAAAUACCCUCCUCUUUAAUGGACUCCUCUCAGGAGAAGUUUUACCCGGACACAUCUUUUCAGGAAGAUGAAGAUUACCGUGACUUUGAUUACUCUGGGCCACCGCCGUCUGCCAUGUUAAACCUGGAGAAGAAGCCAGCCAAGUCUAUUUUGAAAUCAAGUAAGCUAUCUGAAGGUGCAGAAUAUCAGCCAGUCCUGCCAAGCUAUGGUCAAAGAUCGCAGGAUUUUAGCGUCAAGUCGUCGUUUCCUCAGUCAAUGAGGUCUAUUCUCGAUCAGAGUGAGAGCUGCGACACACUAUCGACGUCUCCGGGGAUGUAUGGGAGCUACAGCCUGAGGGGAAACGACUCCACCUCGGAUGGAUCCCCUUCGCCCAGUAAGAACGAUGUUUUUUUCGCACCAGACUCCAAUCAUAACAACUUGUCCAAACCCGUGGUGCAUUCUGGCCUCUCACAGAAGCAGUACCCGGAUUCACCCCACUCGAUUCCCCACCGGUCACUUUUCUCUUCUCAGAGCACUCUUCCCAGCCCCGCAGGCAGACCGCCUGCGUCAGGCGUGGACAAGGCCCUGGGCUCUUCCAUUUCUGCCACAUCCACGAUUGAAUUCAAGAACAUGCUAAAAAAUGCUUCUCGUAAACCCUCAGAGGAGAAGCAUUUCAGCCAGAUCUCUAAAAGUACUUCAAAUGAAGGGGUUAGCCACAGCCAGGCUGCUGCUUCCAAAGGAGAGCAGCAGCAGCAGCAGCAAGAGGAGCACUACCGCAUAGAGACAAGAGUGUCAUCAUCCUGCUUGGAUUUGCCUGACAGCACCGAGGAGAAGGGAGCCCCUAUCGAGACGCUGGGCUACCACAAUGCAUCGAGCAGGGGUAUGUCUGGGGAGCCCAUCCAGACCGUGGAGUCCAUCCGAGUGCUGGGGAAAGGAAGCAGAGGACACGGACGAGAGGCAAACAGGUCGGGGUGGUUUGAGAUAAGCAACACGGGGAGCGCCUUUGACAAUGGACCCUCGAGCGCGUCGGAGCUGCCCAGCAUGGGUGGCUUCCAGGCGCAGUACAAGGAGCGCGUGCCGCCCUUCCAGGAGAGCGUCAACAACUUCAGAACAAACAACUUCAGCCCUGCUUUCGACCACCACAUGCCGCCUCCCAUCGCUCCUCCUCCCAUCGAGCACGGGACUCCUUUCCCCAGGGAUCCAGUCGGUCCCCCUGCCGGACCCCCGGCUGCGCCACCUAAGGAUCACGGCAGCCUCUUCCCGAGGGAUCACUCGGUCCCUCCCCACAUGCCGCCCGUGGAUCACACCAACCCCUUCUCAAAAGAAACCUCCUCUCCUCUCUCACUGCCCCAUGGCGUGCCCCCUCCUCCCUCCGUGGAGCACACCGGGGUCCCCUUCCCCACCCCCCCACCACCCCCCGUCCCUGGGGAUCACGCCGGCGUCCCCUUCCCCUCGCAGCCACCGCCAGCCGGGGAGCACGGCGGCGUGCCCUUCCCCGCUCCCCCCCUCGCCGUGGAGCAUGGCGGCAGCGCCUUCCCUAAGGAGCAUGGUACCGUUCACCAAGGGACGAUGAAAGAGCAUUUCAAUGUGCACGCGGGACCCAGGGAGCCAACCCAGCCCCAGCGGGACCACGGUGGUGCAACCCUGGGCCGCGUCCGCGAAGGCGUGGGGAUGGCCUCGCUGGGCAGGGAGCAGCUGGGGCCGACCCGCAGCGUCACCCCUAUCGGCCCAGCUCACAGAGACGGUGCGAACCGCGGCGGGAUGAUGGUCAGAACCCCGCGGGCAGAUUUCAGGCCCAGGGAGCCCUUCAUGAACAGAGACCCCUUUCACAGCCUGAAGAGGCCGAGGCCGACUUUUGGAAGGGGUUCCCCUUUCUUUGCACCAAAACGCCCCUUUUUCCCCCCCAGGUACUGAAGCAGACGCCGAUCUCUUAUGCGAAGGUAUUGGGACGUUGUAGGAGCAGUGGAGUAGCGCUUUCACUUGAUUUUUCUUUUACUUUUUCUCCCCCUCCACCCCCCCCUCAAAUCCCCUCCAACCCCCCCCCAACCCCCCACCUCCAAAACAACCCCCCCCCAUAUAACACUUUCCUAAAUUAAAUGUUCUGUAUUUUUUCGGUUGUUCAUUUCCUAAGGCCAUCCCCCCUCCCCCCCCACCUUUGGUUGGUGCGAGACUAGAGAAAAAAGAUGUUUUAACGAAAAGAAGUAUUGCUGUUGUAAUAAAAACUUCCAGUAGUAGUUGAAAACAAAACACACACACAAAAAAGAAAGAUGAAACGCGCGACGUUGGGAUGUUCUUUUAGCUGAUCACCAAAUGGCUUUGGCUCCUGAGUCCUCUGUGUCAGACACGAGGUCAGGGCAGGAGCUCGGCUGCUGGGAGGGGUGAAUAAAGGGUCCAAGCGCUUCGUGCUGUGACAAACACCAACCCUUCCUGUGCCUUUCUUGGGGACGACCCACCUUCCCCCCCUCCUCAAUCCCCUCCCCAUUGCCUGCAGCUCUGUCCCCUCCUGGUUGUGGGGUUUGGGGGGCAGCUGGGAGCAUUGGGCAUUGCAGCAACACCCCAAAGCUGCCCCAAGCAUCGCUCACUCCAGGAUCCUCAUCCAGCUGCAAACUGACCCACGUGCUCCCCAGCUCCCUGCAGCUCCCUGCCCCCAAAAGAGCAGGGAAUUCAGCCUGGUGCAGCACCAGGACCAGCAUGCAUCCCUUAUAUCCCCCCCCCUCCCCAUUACUGCGUCCUCAGCUCCAUUAUGGGCCCUCCUGUAGAUCUUAACCACGUUUGGGGGGGGUGGGGGAUGAAAAACACCAAACAAAUCCGUCGUCUGUUGUUUGUUUGGGUUCUUAUUUUUUUCCUGGGAACACCGUUGACUUUGUACGUGUGUAUAUAAUCACUUUUUAAUGGCAUCUCUUUGUUGACAAACACAAGCAGAUCCUGCAUGCAGAGCUAUGGGGUGAUGUCUGCUCCCCCCCCCCAUCCCACACACACUCACUCGGGGGGGGCUUUUAUAUGAAGUUGGAAUUUUACUUGAUUUAUUUUAUUUUUUAGUUGGUAGAACUCAUAUAUCCGUUUGAUAAGGGUGUAGGGUUAAAUAUCUACAUAAAGAUUACCAAACCAGA